Molecule: messenger RNA, 2210 nt
Organism: Protopterus annectens (West African lungfish)
Lineage: Eukaryota; Metazoa; Chordata; Ceratodontiformes; Protopteridae
Product: nucleolar transcription factor 1-A-like
Exons: 17
Coding region: 315-2210 (631 amino acids)
Source: RefSeq, a predicted model, not a curated record
CCAGCAGUAUGAAUCGGAGGACCUGCAAUCACCCCGCCGCUGCAGCCACCGAGUUCCUCCCCCUGCGGCGCUGCGGCGGGGCGGAGUUUCCUGCCCAACGAGACGCUCCUUUUGUCGGCUGCGCGGCUAGCCAAGUCCCGGCCUGGAAACAGCGCAUCGCUUCGCCCGAGGUAGGCACAACAUAUGCAGUGACACGGGGACAGAACGAAAACAAAAAGGCGUCAGGAGAACACCUAUUAGCCGUAGCUGCAGCCCACAGAACGUGAAUCAAAAUCUGAGAGAAAGAGCCAGCAGGAUCCUUAAACCUUCUCACCAUGAAUGGUGCUACAGGUAUGAAAGAAGCUGCAACCAACACAGUUGUUGUCAAGAGUGAGCCAGAUGAUUGGUCCAGGGAUGAUCUUCUUACAUUGCUGGAACGAAUUAAAAGUAGUCUUCCUGAGAAUGAUAUCCUAAAAUACAAAACUAUGGAGUCUCACUUUGACUGGGAGAAGGUGAGCUUCUCUUGUUACACUGGUGAGAUGUGUCGGCAAGAAUGGCAGAAGAUAUCUAUGGAGGUGAGGAAGUACCGUACAAUGACAGAACUGAUAGCUGAUGCCAUGGAGUUUGUGAAAAAUCCAUACAAGGGGAAGAAGCUGAAGACACAUCCAGAUUUCCCCAAGAAGCCAUUGACUCCUUAUUUCCGGUUCUUCAUGGAGAAACGAGCUAAGUAUGCCAAGAUACACCCAGAGAUGAGUAACCUAGAUUUGACAAAGAUUUUGUCUAAGAAGUACAAGGAGCUGCCGGAAAAGAAAAAGAUAAAGUACAUCCAAGAAUUCCAAAGGGAGAAAGAAGAGUUUGAAAAGUCAAUGGCAAGGUUCAGGGAAGAUCAUCCAGAACUAAUGGAAGAGAGAAAGAAGUCAGAUCUCCCAGAAAAGCCCAAGACUCCACAGCAGCUUUGGUACAACCAUGAAAAGAAGGCUUUCCUGAAGCUUCACCCAGAUGUAAGCCCAAAGGAGAUGAAGGAAGCCCUUCGCAGGCAGUGGUCCCAGCUUUCUGAUAAGAAACGUUUGAAAUGGAUUAGCAAGGCACUGGAGUUACAGAAGGACUAUGAGGUGAGUUUAAGAGCUUACUUAGAUGCACAUCCAGAAUCCAAUCAAGAAGAAACAGUUAAAUCUGUACUUACCAAAGCAGAACGACAGCUGAAGGACAAGUUUGAUGGCCGACCGACUAAACCACCUCCGAAUGGCUACUCCAUGUAUUGUGCAGAAUUAAUGGUGAAUAUGAAAGAUGUUCCUAGCACAGAGAGGAUGGUCCUUUGCAGUAAACAGUGGAAGAUGAUGUCACAGAAGGAGAAGGAUAUGUACCAGAAAAGAUGUGAACAGAAAAAAAAGCAGUAUGAAGCUGAUCUGCAUCGGUUCCUGGAGAGCCUACCAAGUGAGGAAAGAGAGAGAGUGCUGAUGGAGGAGAAACUGGGAAACUCAAGGCUAGCAGCUCCAGUACAGACUAGCAGUCCACCAAGGGCAAAGUCUCCAUCAGUUAAGAAAGAACUGACAGAAAUGAGAGCCCCCUCCUCAGCACAGACACAAAAGAAAACAAAGUUCAGCGGUGAGCCAAAGAAACCUCCAAUGAGUGGAUAUCAAAUGUUUUCGCAAGAGUUACUGACUAAUGGGGAGCUCAACCACUUCAGCCUGAAAGAGCGUAUGGUAGAGAUUGGCAAACGCUGGCAUAAACUCAGUCAGUCACAGAAGGAUAGGUAUAAGAAGAUGGUGGAAGAACAGCAGAUUGAGUAUAAGACAGAGCUGGAGGCUUGGAUCAAGUCUCUAUCACCACAAGAACGAGCAAUGUACAAGGAAUUUAUUUCUGCAAAACGUAGAAAUUCCUCAAAACCUGGAGGCCCUCCUGCCAAAGUGAAGGUUUCAGGAAAGAGCAAAGCGGAAACAUCUGAGUCUGAGGAUGGUGAUGAUGAUGAUGAUGAAGAGAAGUCUGACUCAUCAGAUUCUGAUGAAGAGGACUCUUCUGCCUCAUCAGACAGUGAUGAUGAAGAGGAAGAAGAGGAGGAAGAAGAUGAGGCUGUGAGUAAACUGAAGUUGAGAUUUUUAAUGUUGUGCCACAUUAUGGCCAGUUUUGAAAUUAUACAGCAACAAGCACACACGCAAGUGAGACUAGUGCACGGACUGAACCAUUGUAAUACACCAACCAAAGAAAGUCCAGCACCAAAGUGGAAUAAGUAA